This is a messenger RNA of Daphnia pulex (common water flea), 1155 nucleotides long. Its product is annotated as speckle-type POZ protein-like. The transcript has a single exon. Gene Ontology annotation, molecular function: ubiquitin protein ligase binding. Gene Ontology annotation, biological process: regulation of proteolysis; proteasome-mediated ubiquitin-dependent protein catabolic process. NCBI's taxonomy places the organism in Eukaryota, Metazoa, Arthropoda, Branchiopoda, Diplostraca, Daphniidae. The record is from RefSeq and is a predicted model, not a curated record. Gene Ontology annotation, cellular component: nucleus; cytoplasm. The coding region runs from base 1 to 1155 and encodes 384 amino acids.
AUGAGUGCCAGUCAAGAAUCAAAUAACGAAGCUGUUGGUGCCGCUACGUCACAGACUGAUCAGCAGGCCGAAAAUACGUUACCUGUUGGUUUUUUCCGUCCGAUUGCAAGCAACUGGUGCCAUUCCAUGUCUCAGUUGGUCAAAGUGGAUUUCGAGUGGACCAUUCACCACGUUCUGCGCUACGAGUUGAAUCGACAAGGAGUUGUAAUAUCGGAGCCAUUCUCAGCAAAAGAAAUUCCAUAUUGCCAAUGGAUGUUGCAAGCUCAUUUCGCCUCCAAUCAACAAUCGGGUGUAGUCGUCAAGCUCUCUUCGGCCACUCCCGCCGGUGCCAGUUUAUUCCGAAUUCCAAUCCCAAUUCGAGUCAAAUUUGCAAUCGUCAACAAAAUGCGCGAAAAAGUCUCGCAGAAGGAACUCAAUUUGCCGAGAGGCACUGAAUUGCCUUGCACUCUAAACACUUUUAAUCUGGGUGAUGUGUCCAACAACAGACAGGAGGAUUUGCUGAUUGACAACGCCCAUCUGGCCAUCUACUGCGAAAUCGAAACUUGGGUGUCUAAGGCGGCGCUAACGGGCCGGACGGAGAACUUUCGCGAUCAGCCCCUGUUCAACGACGACGAGUUGAUCCAACAUCUAGGCGGAUUGCAUCAAACCAUGAAAUUCAGUGACGUCACUUUCACCAUUCGCGGCUGCAAGUUUGAGGCCCACAAGGCCAUUUUAUCUGCCAGAAGUCCCGUCUUCGCCGCCAUGUUCGAUCACGAAACCGCCGAGAACUUAUCUCACCAAGUGAAAAUCAACGACGUGGACCCGGAAGUGUUUCAAGAAUUGCUCCGUUUCGUUUACACGGGCCGGAUACCUGUCAUCACAAUGAAGACGCUGACGACUGGACUUUUGGCGGCUGCCGGGAAAUAUCUUCUCGGGAGUCUGAUGACGGCCUGCGAAAAGUAUUUGGUCAACGAUCUCUCGGCAGAUAAUUGCAUCGAGUUGCUCAUUCUUGCCGAUGGCCAUUGCGCAGAUUACUUGAAGUGGAACGCGCUGAACUUUCUUCGCAGUUUCCCCAACGAGGUGAUGGCCACAGAUGGAUGGAGCACGGCGAAACGGGAUCACUCCACUUGGCUGUGUGACAUCCAGCAAGCUGCUUUCACUUCGACCCGUCCUUGA